This is a messenger RNA of Chondrus crispus (carragheen), 258 nucleotides long. RefSeq lists its product as hypothetical. The transcript has a single exon. The record is from RefSeq and is a predicted model, not a curated record. The coding region runs from base 1 to 258 and encodes 85 amino acids. Lineage: Eukaryota; Rhodophyta; Florideophyceae; Gigartinales; Gigartinaceae.
AUGAUUCCGCUUCAACUAGACCAAAUGACCAAAUUCGUGCCUGAUUUGCUUCCGAGUGCGCAGUCGUUGCUCGAUAUAACAGAAAGAUCUCAGGGUGAUUUCAAUAGUCUCAGAAAUCACCGAAUGCUCCCCACUGCUGAGACCAUUCCUGCUGCCUCUCCGGUUUCAGUCAAGGGUGAAAUGGAAGGACAUGGACAAAGACGGCUGCGUUCAUUUAUCUGUCUUGUCCCGCUAUGGCCAGCAGAAGUGGUUUUCUGA